AUGUCGAAUGAAUGGAAUGAUUUUCAACAUGAACAGGCUGGACAAGGUAUGUCAAAAUCCGAUAUGUCAGAAAUGUAUCAAGCUGAACAGAGCGGAUCGAUCGGUGAUAGUGGCAGAAGUGAUGAAUCAACGGCAAUAUCUUCAAUGACGAUUGAAAAUGAUGAUGGCAUCGACGAUAUAACCCUGAAUGAUGUGGCUGGCGCAAGUCAUGAUACCGCGGGUACGGAUGGGGAAAAUGAGCAUGAUGAAACAACAUCGAGUAAUUCGUGGAAUCAAUAUCAACAUGAACAUGCUGGACAAGGUAUGUCAAAAUCCGAUAUGUCAGAAAUGUAUCAAGCUGAACAGAGCGGAUCGAUCGGUGAUAGUGGCAGAAGUGAUGAAUCAACGGCAAUAUCUUCAAUGACGAUUGAAAAUGAUGAUGACAUCGACGAUAUAACCCUGAAUGAUGUGGCUGGUGCAAGUCAUGAUACCGCGGGUACGGAUGGGGAAAAUAAGCAUGAUGAAACAACAUCGAGUAAUUCGUGGAAUCAAUAUCAACAUGAACAUGCUGGACAAGGUAUGUCAAAAAGUGAAAUGUCCGCCGACUAUCAAGCUGGAAAGGACAACACAAGUGAUACCAACAAUGAUCGAGAAACAGACACGAAUGUCCAGCCAUCAUCUUCUGACGUUAAUACACAACAGCCAGCAGAAAAAGAAACAGAAGGAUCUUCAUUCCCAUCUCCUGCAUCGCGUGAAGAGACUCAUUUAUCCACGAACCAGUGGAAUCAACAUCAGCAUGCACAUGGCGGAGAGAACUUAACGCAAGAACAAGUAUCUGCUGGAUAUCAAGCACAAAAGAAUACUUCAGAUCAGAAUGAUAUGAAUACCAGUAACCAGAAAACAGAUGCAAACAAUAAUGUCAAUGAAGACACAGACAUUGAAUCGAUGUUUCCAUCAUCGGGUUCUGAUGUUAAAAUGCAACACCCCCAGCAACAAACACAAGCGCCGUCAUCGACUGACAGUGAGAGUCAGCUCAAAAAUGCAUGGAAUGUAUACCAACAUGAACAUGCUGGGCAGAACUUAACACAGGAACAAAUGUCUGCUGGAUAUCAAGUGCAAAAGGAGAAUAAUAAUAGUCUGUUAUCUGAUCGAACGGACAGCAGACAAGAAUCAAACGAAAAUGAUCAAAAUACUAUCAGCACUUCCCCUAGUGAGAGUACUAACGUCGCUUCGCAAGUACAAACACUAGCAGAACAGCCAAUCACAUCUAAUAGCACAAAUACUUCUAAUAAUGAACAUGAAUCAAAGACCAGAUGGAUUGAAUAUGAGCAUGCACAUAAAGGUCAACAUUUAAAUUCAACACAACUAGCUGAAAGGUAUGGCAGAGAUCAGGCACAGCAACAGCUACAAGAAGGUCAGUAUACGUAUGCGCGGGUCUUAAUUCAGAUCACAAGAAAAUGUCGACUGGCUCUUUUCAAUCAGUUUUGAUUACCAAAGAAAUGUAUUUAUUUUUGGUUUUGGACUUAAAAUCAUUAUU
This is a messenger RNA of Didymodactylos carnosus, 1516 nucleotides long. The record is from the annotation of a GenBank genome assembly. Lineage: Eukaryota; Metazoa; Rotifera; Eurotatoria; Philodinida; Philodinidae.